GAGGAGGUCGUGCCAGCAAGGUGAAGGUAAAUGAUUUAGUAUUGGUGUUAGGUAGGUGGUGGUUUUGUUGGGCCAACAAAUCAGUGGUGGUGAAGUUCUUUUGAUCAAUUUUUUGUGUGUUUUCUAUUUAUUUAUUUUUAUUUUUGAUCAUUUUUUAGUGUUUUUUUCAAUUCGACCCUAGAGUUAAGAUUUUUGUAGUAUACACUAGAUGGUGGUGAUGAUGGAGAGAGAUAGAGAGAGAAGGGGGACUGGUGGAGUGGAGAGUGGAGAAUGGCAACGGCAGUGGUGGAGUGACUAUGUUUUGGGUUUCUCUAAAUCCUUUGAGAACAAAGUGUUUCUGAGAAAGAAGGAGGGGGUAGUCUAGUCCUUCAAGGUCAAUCCCAGAUUCGCCUCAGGGCAGUUUAGGAAUUAAUAGAAAAUCUACUGUAAACUUUCAUGUCCAAGUCAGCAUUUGAUAAAAUUUCAUUAAUCUGAAAAACUUGAAUUUAACUCCACCUUUUUUACAUUUGACCAUCAAAACACCAUUUUUUUUUUAUUUUUAGAAUUAUCCCUGUAACCAAUUGGUCAGAAAUCGAGAUACUCAUCCUUAGGAGUGGCUGUGUUCAAAUAGUUACUAUUUAUUAAAUUAUUCCAAAGAUAAAAGGUUCCAGUAGAACACUAUUUUAUUAUGAACCGGUCAAUUUACGACAACUUCCAAUGGUGCAAACCUGGUGGAGCGCCGGUCAAAAGUAUAUGUUAUUUAAUGUUGGUUAGAUAGGGAUGAAUCAGUUAGGGAUAACCACACCUUCACAUUAUGAUGUUAUUUAAUUCUCAUCACAUCACCCAUAUGUAGACAAUAAUGGUAGCUUUUGGACCUGCACUGGCCGGUCAAAAAUGGCACCUGGUGAUGAUCAUCCCUUGUGUUCAUUUCAAUAGAUAUAUAGAGGGAGACUUAUACACCACAACACACAAUCUCUCUCUCCAUAGUUCAAUCACACAAUUCUCUUUCAUUUUCAUACACUGCCAUGGCAUCCAACACCAAGGAGUAGCCACUGAGCUCCUCCCCGUCAUCCGAGUCUUCAAAGACGGCGCGGUGGAGCGACUCUUCGGCUCACCCUACGUCCCACCAUCACCCCAAGACCCAGCCACUGGUGUCUCAUCCAAAGACAUCACCAUCUCACCCAACGUCUCAGCUCGUCUCUUCCUCCCAAACCUCACACAACCCACCACUAACCAAAAGCUCCCAAUCUUAGUCUACUUCCACGGAGGCGCAUUCUGUCUCGAAUCCGCCUUCUCCUUGUUGGACCACAAUUAUCUCAACGCCAUCGUCUCCGAGGCUAAAGCUGUCGCAGUUUCAGUCGAGUACAGAUUAGCCCCAGAGCACCCUUUGCCCGCAGCCUACGAGGACUGCUGGGAAGCUCUCCAAUGGGUGGCUUCACAUGCACAGCGUGAGACGGGUCCUGACAAUUACGAACCGUGGUUGACCAACCACGGAGACUUCAGUAAAGUUUUCAUUGGUGGUGACAGUGCAGGUGGUAAUAUAGUUCACAAUGUGGCCAUGCGUGCCGGCGUUGAGGGUUUGCACGGCGAUAUAAGGAUCUUAGGAGGAUUUCUUUCUCAUCCUUACUUCUGGGGCUCUGAGCCUGUUGGGUCUGAACCGAGUGGAAGUGGUCAUGAAGAGAGUUUGGCUUAUAGGGUUUGGCCAUUUGUGUAUCCUAGUGCACCGGGUGGCAUAGACAGCCCGAUGAUAAAUCCGAUGAAAGAGGGCGCGCCGAGCUUGUCGGGGCUCGGGUGUUCGAGGUUGCUGGUGUGUGUGGCUGAGAAGGAUGAGUUGAGGGAGAGAGGUGUUUGUUACUACGAUGCUGUGAAGGAGAGUGGGUGGCGAGGAAAUAUAGAGUUGUUUGAAGUGAAGGGAGAGGACCAUACUUUUCAUGUUUUUAAUCUGGCGACUGAGAAUGCAAUCAAUAUGAUCGAGCGCUUGGCUUCUUUUUUAGUCCAAUGAAAGUAUGUUGUUUUUAUUUCGCUAUGGAAAACAAUAAUAAUAAUAAUAAGGAGAAUACUUAGCUACUCUACUCACAAGGGUAACCUAUUCACUCCUAUGUAAUUCAACAAUAAAAUAAUACAUCACCUUUAAUAAUAAAAUAAUUCACACAUUUUUGUACUUUUUUGAAUUAAUCAUUGAAUAAACUAUUUUUAUG
This is a messenger RNA of Cornus florida, 2177 nucleotides long. Its product is annotated as 2-hydroxyisoflavanone dehydratase-like. The coding region runs from base 839 to 1981 and encodes 380 amino acids. NCBI's taxonomy places the organism in Eukaryota, Viridiplantae, Streptophyta, Magnoliopsida, Cornales, Cornaceae. Gene Ontology annotation, molecular function: hydrolase activity. The transcript has a single exon. The record is from RefSeq and is a predicted model, not a curated record.